Molecule: messenger RNA, 952 nt
Organism: Contarinia nasturtii (swede midge)
Lineage: Eukaryota; Metazoa; Arthropoda; Insecta; Diptera; Cecidomyiidae
Product: peptidoglycan-recognition protein SB1-like
Exons: 4
Coding region: 134-778 (214 amino acids)
Biological process (GO): peptidoglycan catabolic process; innate immune response
Molecular function (GO): zinc ion binding; peptidoglycan binding; N-acetylmuramoyl-L-alanine amidase activity
Source: RefSeq, a predicted model, not a curated record
UCGAUUCAGUCACAACGCUCUCGCGUUCAAGUUAAAUAGUGAAGAUUUGUUGGUCUACUAUAUAUACGCUUUUUUUUCGUUUAAAACUAAACAAAUUGAAAAAAAAACAACCUCCAAAGUUUUGCCAUUGACAAUGAUUCAAAUAAUCAACGUUUUUGCUAUUAUGGCGUUGUUCAUUGCAUCGUCAAUUAUGUCAUUGGAAAUUGUGAGCCGUGAUGAAUGGGGAGCAAAACCACCGAAGUUGGUUGCAUCAAUAAAUAAAACUAUGCAAUAUGUCAUAAUUCAUCAUUCAAACUCGCCUAAAUUUUGCAAUACCUCUGAGCGAUGCAUUGCAGCAAUGCAAAACAUUCAACAAUUUCAUCAAAUUGAACGUGGUUGGAACGAUAUUGGUUAUCAUUUUGCGAUCGGAGGCGAUGGGAAAGUGUACGAAGGUCGUGGUUUUAAUAAAGUCGGCGCUCAUGCACCAGGUUAUAAUUCCAAUGGCAUUGGUAUUUGUCUGAUUGGCGACUUUCAGGAUGUGUUGCCCCCAAAGAAUAUGCUUCGAGCUACAAAGAACUUAAUCGAAUGUGCAGUUGAAAAAAAAUAUCUAUCGAACAACUAUACGUUGUAUGGACAUAAACAAGUUCGAUCUACAGCUUGCCCCGGACCAGCUUUAUUCAAUGAGAUUCAAAAAUGGCCACAUUUCAGUGAAAUUGCCAAAAUUAUUGACAUCGAACAAGAACCAAUGGGUCAAACACAAACGGUACAGCCACCACAGACACAACCAACUCAAGCGUAAAUUGUACGAAUACAAAGAUCACGAUCGCAAGCAAUACAGGCACAAACACAAAUACAAAAACCAAACAAUGCCGCUAGAAUCCGCAGAGCCGAUAGUUAGGAUGACUGAAAAAUCGAUAAGUAAUCUCAUUCGUAAUGGAACACGAUAUUUCACCUAUUAUUGAACAAUUUUUAU